Molecule: messenger RNA, 1973 nt
Organism: Brachypodium distachyon (stiff brome)
Lineage: Eukaryota; Viridiplantae; Streptophyta; Magnoliopsida; Poales; Poaceae
Product: aromatic-L-amino-acid decarboxylase
Exons: 1
Coding region: 300-1832 (510 amino acids)
Biological process (GO): amino acid metabolic process
Molecular function (GO): carboxy-lyase activity; pyridoxal phosphate binding
Source: RefSeq, a predicted model, not a curated record
CUCCUUCCUUCCUUGCUGCAUCCAUCGCAUAUAAAUAGACCUCCACGAGCAAUAUCAAACCCAAGCCACACAGCUAGCUCCUUUGUUCUUCUUCCUCUCCGGCAACUCAAUCCUCACAAACAGCGACCAGCAAAGCCAAGCCAAUUAAGCAGCUAGCUUUCAUUCCAUUCCACCACCAAGCUAGCUUCUUCUAGCUUUCUCCCACACAAGUGCUAAGUUGCUAACAAAUUCAAGUUGCUAAGAGCUUCUCUUCUUGCUUUCUUGCUCCUAAGUGCUUAAAACCUGCAAAAGAGAUCGACAUGGGCAGCAUUGACACCAACCCCACGGCCUUCUCCGCCUUCCCCGACGACGACAAGUCGUUCCAGCCACUCAACACCGAUGAUGUCCGCGCCUAUCUCCACAAGGCCGUCGACUUCAUCUCUGAUUACUACACCAACGUCGAGUCCAUGCCCGUGCUCCCCAACGUCAAGCCGGGGUACCUCCAGGACCAGCUCAGCGCCUCUCCGCCGACUUACUCGGCUCCCUUCGACGUCACCAUGAAGGAGAUCCGCAACUCCGUUGUCCCCGGCAUGACCCACUGGCAGAGCCCAAACUUCUUCGCCUUCUUCCCUUCCACCAACAGCGCCGCCGCCAUCGCCGGUGAUCUCAUCGCCUCCGCCAUGAACACCGUCGGGUUCACGUGGCAGGCCGCCCCUGCUGCCACUGAGAUGGAGGUGCUCGCGCUCGACUGGCUUGCCCAGCUGCUCCGCCUGCCAACCACCUUCAUGAACCGUACGAGCUCUGGUCGUGGAACCGGCGGUGGCGUCAUCCUCGGCACUACUAGUGAGGCCAUGCUUGUCACGCUCGUCGCUGCCCGUGACGCCGCUCUACGCCGGAGCGGUUCUGUCGGCGUCUCUGGCCUGCCUAAAUUGGCGGUCUACGCCGCCGAUCAGACCCACUCCACGUUCUUCAAGGCAUGCCGUCUCGCCGGCUUUGACCCCGCCCACAUCCGCUCCAUCCCUACCGGGCCGGAGACCGACUACGGCCUUGACCCCGUGAAGCUUCUCGAGAUCAUGCAGGCCGAUGUCGAUGCUGGCCUCGUGCCGACAUAUGUCUGUGCCACUGUCGGCACCACCUCCUCCAACGCCGUCGAUCCGGUGGGCGCCGUCGCCGAUGUUGCUGCCAUGUUCAACGCGUGGGUCCACGUCGAUGCUGCCUAUGCUGGCAGCGCGUGCAUCUGCCCCGAGUUUCGGCACCAUCUCGAUGGUGUGGAACGUGUGGACUCCAUCAGCAUGAGCCCACACAAGUGGCUCCUCACCUGUCUCGACUGCACAUGCCUCUAUGUCCGAGAUGCUCACCGACUGAGCGACGCGCUGGAGACGAACCCCGAGUACCUCAAGAAUGAUGUCACGGACUCUGGGGAGGUCACUGACCUCAAGGACAUGCAGGUCGGCGUGGGCCGCCGCUUCCGUGGGCUCAAGCUAUGGAUGGUCAUGCGCACCUACGGCACCGCCAAACUCCAGGAGCACAUCCGCAGCGACGUCGCCAUGGCCAAGAUGUUCGAGGACCUCGUCGGCGCCGAUGAUCGGUUCGAGAUCGUCGUGCCGAGGAACUUCGCUCUCGUGUGCUUCCGAAUCAAGGCAAGUGGUGCCAUGACGGAGGAAGACGCCGACGAGGUGACCCGUGAGCUCAUGGAGCGGCUCAACAAGACCGGCAAGGCUUACCUGGCGCACACGGUGGUCGGCGGUAGGUUCGUGCUCCGCUUCGCGGUGGGGUCGUCACUACAGGAGGAGAGGCACGUGAGGGGCGCGUGGGAGCUCAUCAAGAAGACAACCACUGAGAUGAUGGAUUAACUUAGAGCUGAGACUUCAACGAACUACGAGGACACACAGAUCCAUACAUUUUGGGCAAAACCAUUCUUUUCCAUUUUCAUUUUGUUUCGAUUAUUGUUUGUAAUUCAAUCCAAAUAAUUAACUAUUUUGAUUCUACUUGAA